Formica exsecta is the source of this 984-nucleotide messenger RNA. RefSeq names its product protein lethal(3)malignant blood neoplasm 1 (gene l(3)mbn). The record is from RefSeq and is a predicted model, not a curated record. Lineage: Eukaryota; Metazoa; Arthropoda; Insecta; Hymenoptera; Formicidae. The transcript is spliced from 6 exons. Bases 11 to 877 code for a protein of 288 amino acids.
UCUCCGCGGGAUGUCGUCCUUCGUGACGCGAUUUUCAUUGCAGAAGAAACGGUGCACCCUUCUGUGCUUGCUGUGUUACCUGAUCACGCAACAUCGCGUUCUUGCGGAUGAUAACAAUCCUUAUCAAUUCUCCUUCAACAUCGUCGAUUUUCAGCAUAGAUACGAAGAGAAAGAUGCCGAGGGGCUUAUUAACGGAGAAUAUGGCUUUAUUACGGCCGAUGGCGUUUACCAUGAAACUGGAUAUGCCACGGAUAAAAAUGGCGAUUUUAUUAUCACCAAGCAGAGAAACCGGAAGAUAACGAGUUUGAAGGAUGCACAAGAAAUAUUCAAGGAUAGACCGGAAGCGGCGAAGAAAUUGGUAGAAGCUGUGAUAAAGGCUUGCGGCGGCUGUAAGAUCCCAACGGAUGAUCAUCCGAAAUCUGCAAAAACAGUCACGGAAUCGCCGCUGCAGAAAGAAAUGGACCCGAUAUUGAAGCAGAUGAUGAAGACAUUGUCAGAAAAUGUAAAACAUGACGAGGAGAAACAGCCAGCGAAAGACAUCGUUAAAAGCAUGAUGCAAGCUGCGAAGAAGUUAUUGUCCGAAGAAGAUAAACCGAAUAAAGUCAUAAGUGAUCGAAUGCUGGAAAAUAUGGCGAACGAUUUGUACUAUCGAUUCAAUUACACAAUAACGACGCACGGCCAUCACGAGGACGGCUAUCGAAGCGGAAGAAAAGACGGUAGAUAUCAGUCACGAGACGAAAACGGUAUCGACACGCAGGUGAAGUAUCUGUCGAAUGAAUUCGGGCAUCAGCCCAACAUCACAUUUAUCACGCAGCCGAAUACAACCGACGAUAAGCACGCUUUCAAAGGAUACUUGUUUCGUUGGUAUUGGCCGUAAACUUUAUUUCACAUACAUAUAAUGUGGAUUUUAUAUUCUAACGAAGAGAUUUAUAUUAUAAAAUGUACUAACAUUUUUUUAAUUAAUAUCGAGCUACGUCUAAAAAC